GUGUGUCCGUCGUCAGAGAAUCUAGCUACGUAGCUAGAGAAGCUCGCUUGUUGUGGUGGCUAACGACGGGAAGCAUGCUACGGUUCUCAAUUUAGUGAUAUUCGCCCAAUAGUAGGCGAAAUCUGCAGAAAUGGGGAAAAGAGACAAUAGAGUGUCAUAUGUGAACCCCAUAGCUGCAUCACGGGCCAAGGGACCUGCACCCAACGCAGGACCGUCUAUCCAGGAUUACCUGAGCAGACCACGGCCAACAUGGGAAGAGGUGAAAGAGAUCAUCGAGAGGAAGAAGAAAGGCUCCAGAGCUCUGGCGGACUUUGAGGAUCAAAUGAACGAGAAUUGGAAGAAAGAGCUGGCGAAGAACAGAGAGAAGUUACUGGGUGGCGUUGACAAGGAGAAAGAGGAGAAGGAGAAGGAGAAGAGAGAGAAGAAGGAGAAGAAAGAGAAAAAGAAGAAAGAGAAGGGGAAAAAAGAAAAGGGAAAGAAAUCCAACAGGCAUUCCUCUCCCUCCUCCUCCUCAUCGAGUUCUGAUUCCUCUAGCAGCUCCUCCUCAGACUCUGAAGACGAGAAUGAAAAGAAGAGUGUCAAAAAGAAACGCAAAAAGAAGCGGUCCUCCUCCAAGAAAGCAUCAGAAGACUCCACUGUAGAAUCGGAGCCCGACAGCAAGGGCUCCUUCCCUCUCAUUCUGUUUCUCUCCAAGAAGACGAAGAUGGAGAUGGAGAUGAAGAAGAAAGAAAAGGAUGAAAAGAGCCGCAGGAAGAAGAGGAAAGCCGAGCAAAGUCAUAAAGACUCAUCCUCGGAGUCGUCAGCUGACUCAGAAGUGGAGGAGGGUGGUGAACCCAAGAAGAGAAAGAGAAGUAAUGAGGAGAAAGAAAAAAUAGCAGCAGACAAAUCAAAGAAGAAGAGGAAAAAGAAGCACAAGAAACAUGGCAGGAAGAAGAAGAAGAAGACCUCUUCUGACGUUGAGUUAGACUAACAUCUAGCGCUGUGGUUCUCUGUCCAACUGUCCACCACUAGAGAGCAUCUGCCUUUCCACUACCAAAAAAUCCCAUCUUGGCUGCUCCCAUGAUGGGGGUAGUUGAUGGAUUAGGGGAACCGCUAGCUUUCUGCUCAUGAGAGUUGAGAUGGUGGGGAGAUGGGGUUUCUAAUGUUAAUUAAGGACUGGUGAACUGGGAGUUACGGGUCAUCAAACCCUCUGUGACGACUUUACAUAUUUGUUUUUCUUUUGUCUGUUGCUAGUUUUUAUUAGAUCCAAAUGAAUGUCGUCGAGGACACCAUAAGUCUGUCAAGUGUGGCCCAACUGAACUGAAACAUUUGCAUAUGAAAUGAAAAUGAUCUUCCAUACAUGGAUAUUGAUCAGCAGUGUACAUUUUUUACACCUUUGGUACGCUGCCCUGCUAUGUCGUCUAUUUUACCAUUCUUGGAGAUCUCGUGCAUCACAAGCUACACUGAGGUCAUUUUGGGACUUUGUUAUGCUGGUGCCCAGUGUCAUGAUGCAUGCAUUCUGAUAUGAUGGUCACUUCUCUUGCCAGCCUCAUAUUGAAGUUGGGAUUGUGAAAAUACGAGUGAAAUUGUCAUUAUCACAAGGGAUAAACUGUUCAGUUCUGUUAAUGUAAUGAAUUCUACAACUGAAUAUCUAUAAAUGAAUGGGUUUUAAUUAUUAAAGUAUUGUUUUAUCCUUGAUAA
This is a messenger RNA of Oncorhynchus masou masou (cherry salmon), 1680 nucleotides long. RefSeq names its product family with sequence similarity 133 member B (gene fam133b). The transcript has 11 exons. Lineage: Eukaryota; Metazoa; Chordata; Actinopteri; Salmoniformes; Salmonidae. The coding region runs from base 131 to 970 and encodes 279 amino acids. The record is from RefSeq and is a predicted model, not a curated record.